Procambarus clarkii (red swamp crayfish) is the source of this 345-nucleotide messenger RNA. The record is from RefSeq and is a predicted model, not a curated record. NCBI's taxonomy places the organism in Eukaryota, Metazoa, Arthropoda, Malacostraca, Decapoda, Cambaridae.
AUGCGCUUUACACCUCGUGAAGCUGUAGUUACAACCAUGCGCUUUACACCUCGUGAAGCUGUAGUUACAACCAUGCGCUUUACACCUCGUGAAGCUGUAGCUACAGCCAUGCGCUUUACACCUCGUGAAGCUGUAGUUACAACCAUGCGCUUUACACCUCGUGAAGCUGUAGCUACAGCCAUGCGCUUUACACCUCGUGAAGCUGUAGCUACAGCCAUGCGCUUUACACCUCGUGAAGCUGUAGUUACAACCAUGCGCUUUACACCUCGUGAAGCUGUAGCUACAGCCAUGCGCUUUACACCUCGUGAAGCUGUAGUUACAACCAUGCGCUUUACAACUUUUUGA